CUUGCAUGACAGCACAACAUAUAAACUCAGCUCGAUGUUAUCGUUUCCAACUAGAUCGAUGUUAUCGUUUCCAACUAGAUCGAUGUUAUCGUUUCCACUGUCACACCUGCAGCCACUACAUAUAUCCCAACAGAAACCGCAUCUCGAUCGUCGUGGCCCGCAAAUUAAGACCCAGCGUAGAAGAUGUCCUCACAAGUCGUGCGGUACUGGCCACUGAUCUUGGUGCACCUCUUGCUGUCGUCCGGCAGCGGGGCGACGGCCGGGAAGGUCCCCGCGAUCAUCGUGUUCGGGGACUCCACGGUGGAUCCCGGCAACAACGACUACAUCCCCACCGUCGCCAGGGGCAACUUCCCGCCGUACGGGCGCGACUUCGACGGCGGCGUCGCCACCGGCCGGUUCACCAACGGCCGCCUCGUCACCGACUUCAUGUCGGAGGCGCUCGGCUUGGCGACCUCCGUGCCGGCCUAUCUCGACGGUAGCUACACCGUCGACCAGCUCGCUGGCGGCGUCAGCUUCGCAUCAGGAGGCACCGGGCUGGACACUUUGACGGCAAAAAUCGCAUCAGUGAUAUCAAUAAGUCAGCAGCUGGAUUAUUUCAAGGAAUACAAGGAGAGGCUGACGAAGGCCAAAGGCCAGGCCGUGGCCGACGAGAUCAUCGCCGAGGCGCUCUACAUCUUCAGCAUCGGUACAAACGAUUUCUUCGUGAACUACUACGUCAUGCCUCUCCGGCCCGCCCAGUACACGCCGACGGAGUACGCCACCUACCUGGUCGGCCUGGCCGAAGACGCCGUCCGCCAAGCCUACGAGCUCGGCGCGCGCAAGGUCAUGCUCAGCGGCAUCCCGCCGUUCGGGUGCGUGCCGGCCGCGAGGACGAUGAACUGGGAGGCGCCGGGGGAGUGCAACGAGGAGUACAACCGGGUGGCGCUGAGGUACAACGCCGGGAUCCGGGACGCCGUCGGGAGGCUCGGCGCCGAGCUCACCGGCGCGCGGGUGGUGUACCUGGACGUGUACGAUGUGCCGUCCGCCAUCUUUGCCAACCCGUCGGCGUACGGCUUCGAGAACGUCGCGCAAGGCUGCUGCGGCACGGGGCUCAUCGAGACGACUGUCCUUUGCGGCAUGGACGAGGCGUUCACGUGUCAGGAUGCUGAUAAGUAUGUAUUCUUUGAUUCGGUCCAUCCUUCCCAGAGGACAUACAAGCUUUUAGCGGACGAAAUGAUCAAAACCACGCUGCAAGUAUUCCUAUGAUAUUUUGUACUCACCUACAUACAUACUCCUACAAAAUUAAGGAAAUCGGAUACGUGUGCAGGACAUCUACCUAAGUUAGUCCCGCAGUUACUAGUGGUAGGAGUAGUUUUUGUGCAGAUCCGCCGUUGUUUUCCUGGGUAACAUGAACAUCUUAUGUGGGAAUUUUCUUUUACUUCAAGGGCAGUUUAAUCUAACUAGAUGACCCGUUGCGCCAACGGUGCAAAGGGCGAGAGGGAGCUAAUUAUUUUGAGAAUAUUCAGACACCUCUGAAAUUAUAACUUCGGUUUGUAAUGCUUAGUAAAUAAAUGUAUAUAGAGUGUUUGGAGGUA
Hordeum vulgare subsp. vulgare (domesticated barley) is the source of this 1574-nucleotide messenger RNA. Its product is annotated as GDSL esterase/lipase At2g04570-like. NCBI's taxonomy places the organism in Eukaryota, Viridiplantae, Streptophyta, Magnoliopsida, Poales, Poaceae. Gene Ontology annotation, molecular function: hydrolase activity, acting on ester bonds. Bases 184 to 1245 code for a protein of 353 amino acids. The transcript is spliced from 2 exons. The record is from RefSeq and is a predicted model, not a curated record.